UAGCGAUUUUUCGCCCCAUAUACCACGUAGCUACACGACCAAAAUCCCCACCACUAUGACGAAAAAUUUUGGAAAAAAUCGUGUUGAAAGGCCCAGGCUUCCCCUACAUUUUUCUUGCAAAAACUCGUUUUUUAGGUUGGAGCGGAAAUUCCGCUCGAAAAUUUUUUUUGGAAGUACCCAACAAUAAUCCAUCAUAAUUUUUCAAAUCUGAGAACAGGGUCAUUUCACCUAUCUUACCGUAGCUGUGCUUUUUUGCCUCGUUUUCCCUCUCCUUUCUGGAAACCUAUAAUGAAAAAAAAAAAAACGAAACGAAAUACUCGUAGAGCUAGAAAUAUGAUCGAAAAAGUGAAUCAAGAAAUAUAAAUGGAGUGCGGAGCUCGUCAUGGAAAGAGUAUAAUAGUAUAAUGUAUUGUAUGUAUUAUGAGUGACGACGCCGUCGUACGACGAGAUGAACAAGGCAAGAGCAGGCGAACAGAGGGCGUUAACUGAAGAAGAAGAUUUCGCUACGAAUAAUCUAUCAUCGAGUCGGUAGGAUAUGUACGAGGAGAAAUACUCGCAUUCGUACGCGUAUCUUAGGAUGGAUUUUAACUCUCUCAGCAGGAUGAGUAUGGAUGAGAAAAAAUAGAGAGAGGCGAGUCAGACCCCACCUUCAACGCGGUGUGACCGAAGAAAAAAGAAAAAAUAAUGAGCGAGUGAGACUUGAAACAGAUAAAGAAAGAGUAAGGAGAACUGUCACACAGCAUGCAAAGCAUCCGAGCCGGCUGCAGUAGAAAAGAGCGGCGAGAGCAGAAGAUCGCGCGCUAUUCGUAGAACCGGAGGAUGUGUCAGGGACCCCCGAACGUUUCGUGAUCCGUGAGUCGCUCCUCGGUACAUCGUUUCACUAUUCAGCGGGAUAUUCAUCAUUUGUUUGGUACGGCGUUGCGGCCAAGUCACUAACAAACUUCCCCUCUUCUGUACCCUUCGACUCGAUCGUCGAUCUACGUCGAUUUACGAGUAUCUUACGUUUUUUUUUACUCUCGUGCUCGUCGUGUGAAUCAUUAUCUCGCGUCGAAUUUUGGAACACUGUGUACCCGCAGUUGGCCAAUUUACGCGGUAUCGUGUGUGUUGUUGUGUGACGAUGUGAUUCGAUUUUUCGAUCAAUUUUUUUACGUUAAAAUAUGAAUUAUUGCGGUUAUGGUGUCGUUUUUGAUGACUAAAUUUGGAUAGUGAUCGUUGCGUGUGUGGCUGGAUCAAUGAUGAACUACGCGAUUGCCCCGAUACCGGGUGCAAAUUGUACGAUGGAUGAUCACAAUAAACUAUCACCUUCGAUGUACUACGAGUUCGCAAACGCCGACGGUCCAGGUGGGCAGGUAUUGAUGUCCUCCGACUACUACGGUUCGUUGUCACCGAAGAAAAUCCAAUACGAGAAAUUUCAAGAUAUAAAAUUCGGUCCCGAUGUGAUGGCUGCGGCAGCCGCUGGUCACGAAUUCGAAUACGUUAAUUCGGCCCCAACGCCGGACCCGGAUCGCAAAUCGGCCAAUAUGGAAGAUCUCGUCGACCUGAGUUCGAAACAAGAUCACCUGUUCGUCAACGGUUCGCCAGGUUCGGCGUAUUUCGUAGCUUCGAAUCGGGAAACGCCGAUGAAAUUCAUGCCUCAUUUUUACGUCGAUAAUACCGGAGAACGUCUAAAACACAUUAAACUAGAACCGGAUCAAGUGGAUUAUGCCGAAGAUGCGUCAUCUUUGAUGGUAGCCACUUCGAUGGCUUUGGACGAGUAUUACCAGCAAUCGACGAUAACAACGAGCUUACCUGCGGCUCCUACGACCACCACGACGACAUCGUCGUCAUUGAGCAGCAAAUCGGCCGAAUUUGCUGAAUUCUCGAGCAGUUCUUCGGCCGCCGAUACGCCUACAGCAAUCAUUCCGAAAAAACGUAAACGAUCUCAGCGUGGAAACUCCUCAGCUAAGAAUACCAAUUCCGGAUCCGGUACUGAAUCGCCAUUGAGUUGGGAUGAAGGUAUCGACUCGACAGGUCGCAGAAGUUCGAUGGGCAAGAUGCGUAAAAAAGGGCCUCAAACGUACGAGGAGAUUCAAAACCAAAGAGUUAUGGCUAAUGUACGAGAAAGACAGAGGACCCAGAGCUUGAACGAGGCUUUUACUUCGUUACGUAAAAUCAUUCCUACCCUGCCUUCGGAUAAGCUGUCCAAAAUACAGACUCUUAAAUUGGCUACUCAGUAUAUUUACUACUUGAACGAGUUGCUGAAAUGCGGUAGCCACGAACACGGAGAUACUGAUAAUGAAGAUUCGCCCAGAGGAGGAUGCGACCAUUCCAAUACAAAUGACGAGAAAAACUCCAAAAUGGGCAUGUUAUCUUGCAGUUACACGGCUCACGAACGACUAAGUUACGCAUUCAGUGUAUGGCGAAUGGAGGGAGAUUGGUCGAAUAGCAGUAGUCACGGAUAGAGGAGGUUCGUAAAUCGUAUGUGAUUGUGGAUGGCCAUUUUUUAUUUUCAAUGUUUUCUUUAUAUUGGUGCUGGAAGUUACGAAGCAUCCACCAGUUUCCAUAUUUUUACGUAUUUUUUUAAAAGUAUUUCUCGUCUUUUUACUUGAUGUAAUUUUUUUGAAAAUUUAUUGUUGUGUAAGAAUAAUUUUGUUUUGCAUACGUUUUUGUUUUUUUUUUCUGUAUAGAAUUGUACCUGUAUAUUUAAGUUGUUUAUUUUUACCUUUUUUGUUACGUACGUGCCACAAAAUCUGACAAUUUUUAAUAAAAUGAUUUUUAUUAUUUCUA
Molecule: messenger RNA, 2766 nt
Organism: Planococcus citri (citrus mealybug)
Lineage: Eukaryota; Metazoa; Arthropoda; Insecta; Hemiptera; Pseudococcidae
Product: protein twist-like
Exons: 3
Coding region: 1233-2441 (402 amino acids)
Biological process (GO): developmental process; regulation of transcription by RNA polymerase II
Molecular function (GO): DNA-binding transcription factor activity, RNA polymerase II-specific; protein dimerization activity; RNA polymerase II transcription regulatory region sequence-specific DNA binding
Source: RefSeq, a predicted model, not a curated record